Hydatigera taeniaeformis is the source of this 1035-nucleotide messenger RNA. The record is from the annotation of a GenBank genome assembly. NCBI's taxonomy places the organism in Eukaryota, Metazoa, Platyhelminthes, Cestoda, Cyclophyllidea, Taeniidae.
CUCUACGCUAGAAGUAACCCAAUGGCACAGAAUGAAGAAUCCAUCAAGUCACAAACCAAAUCUCCGAAUUCCCAUUUACCUUGCGUCACAUGUCCAGACAACUCAAUUUCUUCUUUCGACCUCCUCAAUUCCUACCGCUCCGCUGCCAUCUUUUUGAAAGCCGCUGCCGAUAGUCAGAAUCCGCGUAAAUCGAUGACCCUUCCAACUGUAAGCCCACUUCCGACCUCUACUAUUAAACAACGAUGCCCGUCGCCACCUGAUGGGGACAGUGCCUCCUCAGCCGCUGCUGCUGCCGCCUCUCUUAUCUCUCGACCUCCCUGCCAACACUCUCCGACAACUAGUUCCAAGAUCCAAGCUGCUUUUGUGAUGGCUAUGGCUGCAUCCUCUCCACCAUCAACGUGUCCUAGUUCCUCAUCCUCUGGUCACCAAGGUGAACACGGGGCCAACGAUUUUCGUUCGGACACUCAGUCGUCUCUUGGAGCACUUUUUCGUCCACCUCCCUCUACCGCCUACGAAACUGUGGAUAGCGGAGGUAAUGGUGCCGGUGACGUGGGCUUCCCACCUCCCGGUUCGGGUGCUCUUCCGUCUUUCGUCCCCUUCACAAACAGCUCGGGUGCCUCACCAGAUAUCUCGGCUUCCACCUGCCUUACUAAUGCCAUGCUUCUUCCCGCCAGCAUUGUCAACGUUCUUGGUCAACAGAUGCAAAGCAAUCAAUACCAUCAACCACAGUCACCAGCGUACCUCUCGACAAUUAACACCAAUUCAGGAGGUGGUUUUCCACAGCAACCGCAACAACAACAAGGCGGCCCACAGGGUGGCAGUGGAGCAGGAGGUACUAGUAGUGAAGCGCAAGGACCGUCGUCGCUAUUUCGAUCAGUUGCUGGUGCGAUCCCGCCACCUCAGCCUCCCCCAGUUCCUUCUGUUGCUGGUACCACCGACAACAGUCGGUAUAGCGCGCCGGGUCGUUCCGUCUCCACUACUCUUCACGAGGACACUAACAACAAGCGCGAACAGCGGUUACUGAAGAACAGGUGA